CCGGUCCGCCGUGCUACAGGUUCGGAGGCCCCGGGCCUGAAGUAGAGUCUUGUGUUCUGUGUUCUGUGCUGUGACCCGUGGUCGGGAGCUGUGGGGAGAGCGGGGCGAGCUCGGAAUCCGCCAUGGAGGCCGUGACCUAUGAGGAUGUGCAUGUGAACUUCACUCAUGAAGAGUGGGCUUUGCUGGAUCCUUUCCAGAAGAGUCUCUACAGAGAUGUGAUGCUGGAAACCUGUGAGAACCUCACUUCUGUAGGCUACAAAUGGGAAGACCAGAAUAUUGAAGAACAUUGUCAAAGUUCUAGAAGACACAAAAGGUAUCUUCAAAUACACAAAGGGAUCCAUAAUGAAGAAGAUCUCUGUAAAUAUAAUCAGCAUGAUAAAGACUUUAGAUCUGAUUCCUCUUUACAAUUACACCAGAGAACUCAUAUGGAAGUAGAGCCCUAUAAAUACAAUCAAUGUGGAAAAGGCUUUGCACAUCACUGUUGCUUUCAAGUACAUCGAACUCAUACUAAUGAGCAAUCAUGUAAAUGUAAUCAGUGUGGUAAAGUCAUGGCAACAACAAACAGCACUGUCCACGUUACACACCAUAAUCUUAAAAUACAUGAAAGAAUCCGUCCUGGAGAGAAACCCUAUGUAUGUGUUCAAUGUGGUAAAGCCUUUGUAAGUCGCCAUAAUCUUAAAAUACAUGGAAGAAUUCAUACUGGAGAGAAACCCUAUGUAUGUGUUCAAUGUGGUCAAGCCUUUGUACAUUUAACUAGUCUUCGAAAUCAUGAAAAAACUCAUACUGGGGAGAAACCUUUUGAAUGUAAUCAGUGUGGUAAAGCUUUUACCUGUCGUAGUAAUCUUCAAAUACAUGAAAGUAUUCAUACAGGAGUCAAACCCUAUGAAUGUAGUCAAUGUGGCAAAGCCUUUGCAAACAUCAUUUAUCUUCAAAGGCAUGAAAGAAGUCAUAGUGGAGACAAACCGUAUGAAUGUAAUCAAUGUGAUAAAGCUUUUGUACGUUUAACUAGUCUUCGAAAACAUUAUAAAAACCAUACUGGAGAGAAACCCUAUGAAUGCAGUCAGUGUGGUAAAGCCUUUGCAAGUCUCAGUAAUCUUCAAGCACAUGAAAGAAUUCAUACUGCAGACAAGCCCUAUGUAUGUAAUCAAUGUGGUAAAGCCUUUUUAAGUCGCCGUAAUCUUCAAAUACAUGAAAGAAUUCAUACUGGAGAAAAGCCCUAUAUAUGUCAUCAAUGUGGCAAAGCCUUUGCACAUUUCACCAGUCUGAGAAAUCAUGAAAAAAUUCAUACUGGAGAGAAGCCCUAUAUAUGUAUUCAGUGUGGUAAAGCCUUUGCAUGUCGUAGUAAUCUUCAAGUACAUGAAAGUACUCAUACAGGAGUUAAACCAUAUGAAUGUAAUCAAUGUGGUAAAGCCUUCGCACACAUAAUUUAUCUUCAAAGGCAUGAAAGAAGUCAUAGUGGAGACAAACCAUUUGAGUGUAAUCAAUGUGGGAAAAGCUUUACACAGUUCUGUCGUCUUCAGAAACAUUUCAGAAGUCAUACUGGAGAGAAACCCUAUGAAUGCAGUCAAUGUGGUAAAGCCUUUGCAAGUCGAAGUAAUCUUCAAACACAUGAAAGAACUCAUACUGGAGACAAGCCCUUUGUAUGUAGUCAAUGUGGUAAAGCCUUUGCCAGUCGUCGUAAUCUUCAAACACAUGAAAGGAGUCAUACCGGAGAAAAACCCUAUGUAUGUGAUCAGUGUGGUAAAAGCUUUGUAAGUCGCAGUAAUCUUAAAAUACAUGAAAGUAGUCAUACAGGACUAAAACCGUAUGGAUGUAAUCUAUGUGGCAAAGCCUUUGCACAUAGCAUUUAUCUUCAAAGGCAUGAAAGAAGUCAUAGUGGAGACAAACUGUAUGAAUGUAAUCAGUGUGGUAAAGCCUUCACCCGUCACCGAAAUCUCCAAACACAUGAAAGGAGUCAUACCGAAAAAGCCCCUGUUAAUGUAAUUGAUGCACUAAAACUUUGCAGGUCAGUGUAGUCCUCAAACACAUCAAAGAAUAGUGAAGAAAGCCAAAGAAAUGACAAUGUGAUAAUGCCUCUUCAUGGUACAGUCUUCUUCAAAGGCAUGAAAGAGUUACUGUCCGGAGAGAAGCAUUAUGAAUCUAGUAAAUUCAGUAAAACUUUGCACACCACACAUUAUUUCUACUGAGCCGUCUCACUGAUGCCCAAAUAGGAUUAGUAGAACCUUUCCAUUGGUCAAAUAUUGUCUUCUUUUGAAAUUAUAAACAAAUUGUCACCCAAGAAUAGAGGAGCACAGAAUAUUUUGAAUAAUACAACCUAUUUGCAAAUGACAAUGUUAUUUAUCCUGCCAUCCCUUUAAAUUUUUUUGUUAGUUUAUUCUAAGCACUAAAUGCUUUUUCCUAACACUUUCUCAGAAAUAUGGGUAAAAGUGGUUGCUACUAAACCUGAAUACCUGAGUUCAGUCUCUGGGAUACACACAUUACUCAUACCAGUUUUUCUAUGAUUACUACAUUUGGGCUUUGUCAUAUGCACACCACACACCCACACACAUGGAUGUUUUUGUAACUAAAAUGAUGACCAGUAAGGUUACUCGUUUGUUUAAUGCACUUGCUCCCUAACUUGAUUACUUCAGUUUGUUCUCUAGUACUGAAGAAGCAAAGAAUACUCACCUGUAAGAUGUCCUCUGCCUGCUAAAUGCACAGCAUGGCACAGGUGUUUACAAACUGUUAAGAAUAUCUAAAGAGGUGAAAUUAACAAAACAAAGAAAAUAGCCAAAAUAUUAAAGAACACAGGAAAUGAUUACCAAUUGAAACGAAUACAUUGUAGGAUUCUAUCACAUCACAAUUAAACAAAAAUGAGAGUUACUGUUUAAAUCUUCCAUUAUUUGUCUGAUUCAAAGAUAGGUCAUUUUAUAAACAUAUCUCAACUGGUAAUAGUCAUUUAUUUUGGAGACAGGCAAAUGGAUCUUUCUGAGUUUGAGGCUAUUAUGGUUUACAUCGUGAGUUCCAGGAUACUCAUGGCUAUCUGGAGAGAUCCUGUUUCAACCAAAAAGAACAUUUAGGUAACUAUAGCAUAUAUCACAGUAUGGAAUUUUGCCUAGCUUAAUCUGGACUCAUCUCUAACCAGCUAAACCCUUCGUUGUGUUCACUCACAUCAAGAGAACUGUGUUAAUGGCAAUAAGAAGAAAUGUGCAGAGCCCAUUCACAGAGGGAAAGGAAUCUGUUCAAUCCUUUGUAGACCAUGUAGAAGGAAUUUUCAUCACCUCCAAGUGAGAGAAGAUAGAAGGAGUCAAGGGGCAUCUUCAUCUUUUGAAUUAUAAUAACAUAUUUGAGGGCUGGAGAGAUGGCUCAGAGGUUAAGAGCAUUACCUGCUCUUCCAAAGGUCCUGAGUUCAAUUCCCAGCAACCACAUGGUGGCUCACAACAAUCUGUAAUGAGGUCUAGUGCCCUCUUCUGGUCUGCAGAUAUACACACAGACAGAACAUUGUAUACAUAAUAAAAUAAAUAUUUAAAAAAAAAUAACAUAUUUGAAUAAUAGACAGUUGUCUCAGUACUUAUGCUGUAGGUACCCAAUUUUGAUUCCCAGUGCCCUCAUCAGAUGGCUCAAAACUACCUGUAUUACAGCUCCAGGAAAUCUGAUGCAUUCUUCUGUCUUCUUUUUGUAUGAGAUAUGCAAAUGAUGUAAAGGCAUAUUUUUUAAUAUAAUUUUCCAAGUGUAAAAAUAAAAACUUAAAGCCUUUUUAAAAUUAAUGGAGUCAUGC
This is a messenger RNA of Alexandromys fortis (reed vole), 3757 nucleotides long. Its product is annotated as zinc finger protein 431-like. The record is from RefSeq and is a predicted model, not a curated record. The transcript is spliced from 4 exons. Gene Ontology annotation, biological process: regulation of DNA-templated transcription. Lineage: Eukaryota; Metazoa; Chordata; Mammalia; Rodentia; Cricetidae. Bases 123 to 2015 code for a protein of 630 amino acids.